UAUCUUUUUCGCAAAGGUUGUUUCAAUCGGAUAAAUUCCAUUAUCUGCCAACGCAGCUGUGACUAGAAAAUCAACAAUUUCAUCCUAAUUUUGUCAUUUAGACUCAGAAUUUAUUAAAAGAGUCGUUGAUCCCACCACUAAUCCACCCACCACCGCUGCUUCUCUUUCUCUCCGAUCAAACACUUUUCACAGCAAUGGCUGCUCAGUUGAGUGAGCAGGUUGUCCAAGUAGAGUAUCUUGAUGUACUCACCAACACCGGAGAGAAAACCGGCGUAUCUAAACCCAGGGGUGACGUCCACAGAGAUGGGGACUAUCAUCGAGCUGUACAUGUGUGGAUAUUUGCUGAGAGCACGCAAGAACUUCUUGUCCAACUUCGUGCUGAUUGCAAAGAUUCCUGGCCUGGCCAUUGGGACAUCUCUAGUGCAGGUCAUAUCUCUGCUGGAGAUUCAUCUCUUGUCACAGCGAGGAGGGAGCUUCAAGAAGAGCUUGGUAUUACACUUCCAAAGGAUGCGUUCGAAAAACUAUAUAUUUUGCUUGAAGAAUGGGUCACAAAUGAGGGGAAAUUCAUUAACAAUGAAUACUGUGAUGUCUAUCUUGUGACAACAAUAGACCCAAUUCCACUAGAGGCCUUUACUCUUCAGGAAUCUGAGGUUUCAGCAGUUAAAUAUCUACAUUAUGAGGAGUAUAAGAGCUUGCUUGCGAAGAAAGAUCCUCAAUAUGUGCCUUAUGAUGUCAAUGGUCAAUAUUGUCAGUUCUUUGAAAUACUGUCAAAAAGGUACAAACAAAAUGCUGAAACACGUGCUACGAUUCUACAAAAGCAGCUGAACCGUUAUGCCCCUAUUUCCCUUGGUGCAGAGUAUUCAGGGCUCAGCAGUGCAGACAAGGAAGUUCUGGCAUUAGUUGUAAAAGCAGCUAGAAUAAUGGAUGACAUUUCCUUCAUUCAGGUCUGGUACAGCAAUCCAUCUUUGAGAGACUGGCUACAGCAGCAUGCUCAAGAGUCUCGGUUGAACAACUUAAAACAGAUGUAUUUUGCUGUCAACAAGAGUCCAUGGUCAUGUCUCGAUGAAAAUGAGGCAUUUUUGACGAGUGCAGACUCAGCAGUGAAGCUGCUUCUUGAAGCUACAAAGCCAAUGGCUGGGUGGAAGGGAAUUGAAUAUAGGACAGCAUUCCCCAUUGUUAAACCACCGGGUGCAAGCUUUUACCCUCCAGAUAUGGACAAAAUGGAAUUCGAGUUGUGGAAAAAGAGUCUCCCCGAAGAUAAACAGAAGGAAGCGAUGGGCUUUUUCAAUGUAAUCAAAAGGCAAAGUGAGAGAAUAUUGGAUGAGUCUCUUUCAGUGGCCACCCAUGAUACUCAUGAUUUGUAUAUUGUGCCUUACUCUCAAGAGUACAAUGCUUUACUUACUAAGGCUUCUGAUCUAUUGCACAAAGCGGGGGACCUGACCAGCUGUUCGAGUUUGAAGAAUCUAUUGCAUAGCAAGGCUGAUGCGUUCCUAUCAAAUGAGUACUAUGAUUCAGAUAUUGCCUGGAUGGAAUUGGAUUCAAAGCUGGACAUUACUAUUGGUCCAUACGAGACAUAUGAAGACGCACUUUUUGGAUACAAGGCCACUUUUGAGGCAUUCAUUGGCAUUAGGGAUGAUGAGGCUACAAGUCAACUUAAAUUAUUUGGCGACCAUUUACAGGUUUUGGAGAGAAAUCUUCCGAUGGACGACAUUUAUAAGUCAGAAGAUGUCAGUGCAGCUCCAAUUCGAGUGGUGCAGCUUAUUUAUAAUGCUGGGGACGUGAAGGGCCCACAAACUGUCGCGUUUAAUCUUCCAAAUGAUGAACGGAUAGUAAAUGAGAGAGGAUCCUCUAUGGUCAUGCUAAAGAAUGUUUCAGAAGCAAAGUUUAAACUUAUUCUUCUGCCUAUAUCCCAUGUAUGCAUUAUGGAGGAACAACGUAAAUAUGUGGAUUUCAACUCUUUCUUCACUCACACGGUUUGUCACGAAUGCUGCCAUGGUAUUGGACCUCAUACAAUCACACUUCCGAGCGGACAAAAGUCGACUGUGAGAUUGGAGUUGCAAGAUGUUCACUCUGCUAUGGAAGAAGCUAAAGCUGACAUUGUUGGCCUUUGGGCCCUAAGGUUUCUUGUUAACAAGAAUUUACUACCAAAGACGCUGCUGAAGUCCAUGUAUGUUUCUUUUCUUGCUGGUUGCUUCCGCUCUAUACGUUUUGGCUUAGAGGAAGCUCAUGGGAAAGGACAGGCAUUGCAGUUUAAUUAUUUAUUUGAGAAGGGCGCCUUCCUUUUGCAGCCUGAUGGAACAUUUUCUGUUGACUUUGAUAAGGUGGAAGAUGCAGUGGAGAGUUUGAGCAGAGAGAUCCUCACAAUACAAGGAAGAGGCGACAAAUGUGCUGCAGAAGCUCUUCUCUCAAAGUAUUGUGUGUUGACACAACCAUUAAAAUCCGUGUUUGAGAAACUGUCGUUGAUUGAGGUUCCUGUGGAUAUAUUGCCUCAUUUCCCUAUUGCUGAUGAAGUUUUUGGUAUAGAACUUUGAUGCUGUGAAGAAAUUAAGGUCUCUCUUAAGCCUAAAAAAGAAACACAAUCAGAGGGCUUGCCUUGCUUUAGUAUAUCUUGGUUUGGUUUUGGUCGAAUAAUUGGCACUGAAAAUGACUCAGCAUUGUUAUUGCUGGCAAAAAAUAAAGGCUAGAUUAAAGAUGCCAUUUGACAGUAGUCUUAGGCAUUGUUGUAAUGUUGCACCAUUUAAAUGAAGGUAAUAACAUUUUCUUUGAA
Salvia hispanica is the source of this 2767-nucleotide messenger RNA. RefSeq names its product nudix hydrolase homolog 3 (gene NUDT3). Gene Ontology annotation, molecular function: dipeptidyl-peptidase activity. Gene Ontology annotation, cellular component: cytoplasm. The record is from RefSeq and is a predicted model, not a curated record. NCBI's taxonomy places the organism in Eukaryota, Viridiplantae, Streptophyta, Magnoliopsida, Lamiales, Lamiaceae.